AUGCAGUCCCUCACCCGCCUGGCGCGGCCACUGCUCAGCAAGCCACUCUCCUCCGCCAGGACAUUCACCACCCUCUCGCCGCUCCGCCCUUCCCUCACGCCUCUUCGUCGGCCGAGCGCCUUCACGAGCUUCACACCCGCGCCCACACCCGCGACUUCGACCGGCGCCGCCAUCGCCGACGUGGUUCCCACCGGCGCCGUCUCGUCCCACCCGUCGCUGGCCGGCGCGCUGCAGAUGCGCUUCGGCCCGCGCAACACGAUGAACGGACACACGCGCCUGGUGCAGAAGAGGCGGCACGGCUUUCUGUACCGCAUGAAGACCAAGACGGGGCGGAGGAUCCUGCUGCGGAGGCGCCUCAAGGGGCGGAGGAACGUCGCGUGGUGA
This is a messenger RNA of Purpureocillium lilacinum, 384 nucleotides long. Its product is annotated as mitochondrial 54S ribosomal protein bL34m. Gene Ontology annotation, cellular component: ribosome; mitochondrial large ribosomal subunit. The record is from RefSeq and is a predicted model, not a curated record. Gene Ontology annotation, biological process: translation. Gene Ontology annotation, molecular function: structural constituent of ribosome. Lineage: Eukaryota; Fungi; Ascomycota; Sordariomycetes; Hypocreales; Ophiocordycipitaceae.